Molecule: messenger RNA, 1266 nt
Organism: Penicillium brevicompactum
Lineage: Eukaryota; Fungi; Ascomycota; Eurotiomycetes; Eurotiales; Aspergillaceae
Product: PCI domain-containing protein
Exons: 2
Coding region: 1-1266 (421 amino acids)
Cellular component (GO): COP9 signalosome; cytosol
Source: RefSeq, a predicted model, not a curated record
AUGGCCUCUCAGAAGAUAGCCAACGCCCUCGCUGGUAUCGAGUCCAACACGCACCAAGCCACAAAAUUACAACAAUACAAUGAACUCCUCGAUAAUAUGGUGGCAUCCUCAACCGGCCACGAACUCGCCCAAGACCUAGUCUACUACCUUGACUCUAUCCUGGGCGAAGAAGUCAGCAUUGUCUCCGCCCGCCCACUCCUAGACUCUUUUAUCAAAGUCCUCCAAUCCCUCCAGUCGGAAUCAAAAAUCAAAGUCGGCCAACACGCCGUCACCCUCCUUCAAACCCGCUCCGCCUCCGUCGAAGAACAAGAUUCGCAGAUUCGCGAGAUCCUCGCAGAUGCAUACGAGUCGCAAGAAGAAUAUACGGCCGCGGCCCGCGCCCUGCAGGGUAUCCAUAUCGAUAGCUCGCAGCGUCUAGUCUCCGAUGACGCCAAGGCCCGUCUCUGGAUUCGCAUUGUUCGCUACUACCUCGAAGAUGACGAUACGACCAAUGCCGAGGGAUUUUUGAAUCGUAUCAAAAACUUGCCUUCUAAGAUCGAGGAUCAUGACUCCAGGCUGUACUUCAAGCUUUCUCAGGCUCGCAUCUUGGACGCAAGACGUCGCUUCCUCGACGCCGCGCAGGAAUACUUCAAUGUCAGUCUUGAGAUCGGUGUCGACGAGGAAGACAGGCUAGUUGCGCUUUCAGCUGCUAUCCGAUGCGCGGUUCUGGCACCCGCAGGUCCUCAGCGCUCUCGAUCUCUCUCUCGUCUGUACAAAGAUGAACGUACACCUUCCGUUGAGGAGUUUGGAAUCCUGGAGAAGAUGUUCCUGGACCGGCUCUUGACAGCCAAUGAAGUCGCCGCGUUUGCCAAGAAGCUUGCGCCGCAUCAGCUGGCUGUUACAUCAGACGGUACUACUGUGCUCACUAAGGCGGUCAUUGAGCACAAUCUCGUUGCCGCCAGCAAGCUUUACGAAAACAUUCAUAUCGAUGACCUGGGCUCUAUUCUGGGUCUCGAGCCUUCGGGCAAUUUGUCGGCUGGUGAAAAGGCGGAGGCGUAUGCAGCGCGCAUGGUUGAGCAGGGUCGGCUCAAAGGUCGGAUCGAUCAAAUUGAUGGAAUAAUCACUUUCGAUACGGGCACCGUUGGUGACGUAGCCCACGCUUCUGGUGAUACUAAGCUGAGACAGUGGGACCUCGGUGUACAGGAGCUUGCGGAGGAUGUGGAACGCGUCGCGGCGAGUAUCUCUGACCAGUUCCCGGAAUUCGCUACCAGCCAGAUGGUACAUUGA